AGCGCGCGGUGAUCACGUGGUUAAUUUGAUGCACUGACUGCACGAGGUGAUGCUGCGAGUGUUGUUUGCUGAUUUCAGUGGAGAGCAAUAAAGGCGUUUCUGUGCACGAGCUCAGCGAGCAUCGGUGCAGUAGCUGCUGUUGGAGCAGGUCUGUUAUGUAACAGUGUGAGCAGUCUGUAGCCUCUAGUUACUGUCAGACCCACAACACCAUCCCACAUCAGUGCUCUUUUCAGUAUUCUGCGUGACUACAGCAACAUGACUAUGAACAACACAAACGAUACUGAAUGGGAUCUCUACAAAUACCAGUGGACCGUUCAGUUUCUAUUUUACAAAGUGUACAUCUGGGUGCUGGUAGGUGUGGGUGUGCCUGGCAAUGUCGCCUGCAUCUUAGUAGCCACAUCCAUGACCCUCACUACAGCCACCUUAUAUAUGUCCUUGCUGGCCGUAGCUGACCUGCUGGCUCUGGUACUGAGGCUUAUAUCUCACCAGAUAUACCUUUACAAGGUGACAUUAAAUACCUUUGUUUGUAAAGUGGAUGUGUUUGUAGAUUUAGUCAGCAGCUACGCCAACUGGACUCUGGUGCUGGUGUGUUUGGAACGGUUUUUAUCCAUUCGCUUUCCUCUCAAGAAGAAAAUCUACUUCACCAAGCACAGAGCUAUUCUCAUCGCCGUGUUACUGGGGAUGAUACUGUGUUUGUGUCAUCUUUAUGAGUUCAUUCAAAUAGACCACAUACAGGAGAGAUCCUGUUAUUAUCCGGAGUCUUCUCUUGACUUCGUCACAAACUACUGGCACUGGAUUAAAGCCUGUAUCUACUAUUUUCUUCCCUUCAUCCUCCUCCUCAUCUUUCCUUGCCUCAUCAUCGUCAGUCUCAGGCGACAACGAAAGGCACGCGAAGCCAUGGUAAGGACAACCCCGGUUACGUCAAGGGAGACAACGCAGACUAGAGUUGAGGUCACCCUCUCUGUUAUGGUGGUGUGGGAUGCAAUCGUCGUCAUUGUCACCUUCGCUCCGAUGUGCUUGUAUUACCUUUUGGUACCAUUCAACGUAGUGAAUGAAUGGUUUACGUCUACAAUGUUAACGCAUACAGCAGUAGCUUUAUCAGAAGCGAACUACGCUGUAGACUUUGUGAUAUACUUUGCUGCCUCCAAGAAGUUCCGUUCUCGUUUUAAAAAGCUGAUCGGAAAAUGUUUGACCUGCAGACGUAGAAGAGAUAAAGAGUAGCUAUGUAGAUGUACAUCAUUUUGACAUUCUAGGUAUCCUUUGUAUUUGAGGGAAACUGUUUCUAUCAGAUUUAUAAAAUGUGCAUUAUUGUCAUGUAAAUAUAUUAUUUCUUAGUUAAAAGCUUCGUGGCAUAUUCCUCUUCAGACAUCCAUUUAGUCGUUUGUUUGUUUUUUUUGUCUGAAUCAUUAGAAAAAUGGUUGAUUAAAUUCUCGAUUUCUUCAAUUUUCCUUUGUAAAGUACUUGAGAAACGUUACCGUCCUGAAACAUGCGUGAUUAUGUCAGAACUCUUAGUCCUGUGUAGUGGUGACAGUCGCUUUACAGUGAUAGCUGUGGACAGCUGUGUAUAGAAACCUCAUAGGUAUGAACAGCAGAUCCCUAUUUUCUUUCCGACCUCCUCCCUCUAUUAUUGCAACGACUUUGUGUGUGUGAAGACGUGUGCUAGUCACUGUGAUAUGACAUGACAUCAUGGUCAUUGUGAUAGCGUGUCAGUGUGUGUGUUAAGGACAGAAAGAAUUACACAUUCGCCUACUUGUACAUCAGGUGACCGCGCAGGUAGAGAGUAAGGUAAUAUACACAUUCUAUAUACAUUCACACGGGGACAUACAGCAGCUUUUUCUAGAUGUGUUCUCUCAAUCUAACAUAAGUUUCGUUAACUUAUAGUUAUUAAUAUUUAGAUAAGUAAUGAUCUUUGUGUAAGCCUGAUUAAAAGUUGUUAGUUUCGUAAACACACUAUAGAAAACGCAGUCUACUAUACGUGACCCGAUGAAUGAGGUUGGCUAUAAGAACCAUGU
Messenger RNA from Pomacea canaliculata, 2012 nucleotides. Its product is annotated as putative G-protein coupled receptor F59B2.13. Gene Ontology annotation, cellular component: plasma membrane. The transcript is spliced from 2 exons. The record is from RefSeq and is a predicted model, not a curated record. Bases 256 to 1221 code for a protein of 321 amino acids. Gene Ontology annotation, molecular function: G protein-coupled receptor activity. Gene Ontology annotation, biological process: G protein-coupled receptor signaling pathway. NCBI's taxonomy places the organism in Eukaryota, Metazoa, Mollusca, Gastropoda, Architaenioglossa, Ampullariidae.